AUAUAACGCGAAGCCCAGAGUAAAGCGUCGGUAACACCAUCAUGGCGGUCAAAUUUCUGGUCGUCCUGUGCUUCCGCCUCCUCAGCCUCUCCUCAGCUUUUGUAUUAGAAAACAAUAUCUCUGAGGAUUACGAUCAGCAGACCAGCCUACGCCUGCCCACCGAGUACCACUUCAAGGGGGACGUCAUUAGUACGGACCUCGGGAUCAUCAGGCCCUUCGAAAUAUGGUACAGUGAGCGACACAACCGUUCUCGCAGGGACACGUACGGCGGCAUGGUGAGGCGGUACUACUACGGUGACUGUCAGGCUAUAUACACGAUUCAUCCAGAAGCAACGAGUGAACUAGUCAGCCGAACGAUGUGUACGGCUAAUAAGAACAAUGAAAAACCUAGAAAUUUCCUUCCACCAUAUUCAUCAGACAAAUUUAAACACUCAGGUAAAACGAUGUAUGACGACAAACUUGUGGAUUUAUGGACGUAUUCUGCGGCUUUGGAAAAAGAUCAUCAGUCGGUGACGCAGCUCCUGGUGAUGAAGGAGAACGAACUUCAAUGGGAAGAGACAGAGCUGAGCUUGCGGAACGGCAUGGUGGUGAGACACCUCAUCACCCGCUAUUACGACUACAACGAACCCAGUCUUGAUGACAUCACUUUGAAACACGCUCAAAAACAUUGUGCCUGGGACGAGGCAUCGUCGCCAUACAACGCGCAUCCAGGUCUUCCCUCCGAUGUUGCAGAGGCUUUUCAAAGACUGGUAACGGAGCACAACAGCAGGAAACUGAGCUACAGGCUGGGGCUGAACAGGUUCUCCGACCGCCUGCCCUCGGAGCUGGCGCACCUCACCGCCACCCGCCCCGGGAGCCCUGCUGCUGCCGGCACACACACCUUCCCCCUCACCGCCCAACAGCUCGAGGAGAUGGUCCUCCGACUGCCGAAGAACUACGAUAUGAGGGUCGAGGGACUCAUCAGCACUGUUAAAGACCAAGGUGAUUGUGGCUCGUGCUAUGCGUUUGCGACGGUAGCGGCUGUAGAGGGGGCCUUCGCCAAGAAGAAUGCCUCUUGGAAUUUGGACCUCAGCGAGCAGUCUCUGGUGGACUGCAGUUGGUCGGAGAAAAACCACGGCUGCAACGGCGGGUUCCUCGACGCCGCCUUCGACCACGUCCAGCGGCACGGAGUCCCCACCGACAUGCAGUAUGGCAUUUAUCUGGCAGAGGAGGGUGUAUGCAAGUACAACAGUGUCACCAAAGUAACAAGAAUCAAGAGCUUCACUCGUGUGCUCGGUGGGUCUCUCGCGAUGAAAGCCGUUCUGUACAACUACGGACCCGUAGCCUCCAGCAUCAACGCCAUGGACGAGCUCAAGCACUACGAAAAUGGCAUCUACUACAACCCGGACUGCAACAAAAACGGUACGAACCACGCAGUGACGGUGGUGGGUUACGGCGAGAGUGACGGUACACCGUACUGGAUCAUCAAGAACUCGUGGGGCGAGGACUGGGGGCAGGCCGGCUACAUGUUCCUCUCGGCUGAAAAUAACAACUGUCACUUACUCGACGAGGCUUACUUCGCUGGUCUCUGA
Aricia agestis (brown argus) is the source of this 1571-nucleotide messenger RNA. RefSeq names its product cathepsin K-like. Gene Ontology annotation, cellular component: lysosome. The record is from RefSeq and is a predicted model, not a curated record. Bases 42 to 1571 code for a protein of 509 amino acids. Lineage: Eukaryota; Metazoa; Arthropoda; Insecta; Lepidoptera; Lycaenidae. The transcript has 12 exons. Gene Ontology annotation, molecular function: cysteine-type endopeptidase activity.